Messenger RNA from Knipowitschia caucasica, 1095 nucleotides. The record is from the annotation of a GenBank genome assembly. NCBI's taxonomy places the organism in Eukaryota, Metazoa, Chordata, Actinopteri, Gobiiformes, Gobiidae.
AUGCAGAAGGAGAAGUAUCGACUUCCUAUGGAGGAGAGGAGGAGGAGAAUGCAGGGGCGUCAGGAUUUUCUGUUGGCUGAGAAGAUGAGACGUCAUGAAGAACAGGAUCAAAUGGUUCUGGAGUCAGCCAAAGAAAAUAUAUUGCAGCAGUCAGCUCCAUACAAGGACCUGCAGAGGAUUGUGCUUGUGUCCAAAGUGACCAAGGACAAUCAGGCCCUAUGCCAACUUCAGCGAGAGAAGAAGGCCAGAGAGAAGGCCGAAAGGACCACUGUGUCCGAAUAUAAAGGAGGACAACUCCCAAUAAACAAAGAGGUCCGAAAAAAUGAGCAGCAGAUCGAGGAGCGCAAAGAACGUGAGCGCCAGGCUGCACAUUCUUAUAAUGCCAUGAUUGCGGAAAAAAAGGCACAAGAGAAGAGAUGCACUCCCCGUGUCCCGCCUCCUCAGACGCAAGACAGAUUCAAACAGCAGCAGGUGAAUCGAGAGGAGGCCACUCUUAGACUGGCUCAAUUAAAGAAAGAGCAGGAGGCCAGGGCUCGCCAAGAUGAGGAAGAGAAAAAACUCCAGGUCUGGCUUUUUGAGCGCAACUUGAAUGACAAGCCGCAGAAAGAGACUGCGAAUCAAAUCACAGAGUUCUGGAGCACUCAGGUGGAACACAAACUGCAGGAGAAGAGGACAGAACAGCUUCGUCAGAUCCAUCUCUUGCAGAAGGAGAGAGAGAAGCGAGAACAGGACGAGCUAGAGUCACAGCGCAAACAGGCGCAAAGACGGCAGAAGGCGGAAAACCUGGUGCACUUCAACAGCUCUUUGGUUUCACAGAAAGUAAUUCUGAAGGCACGCCACGAAAAACAGGAGCUAGAGGAGAAGGAGAGACAGGCUCAGAUGAAGAUGGACAAUAAACAGCAACAUCUGGAUUCUGUAGAACAGGCCAUCCAAAUGGCAGUGACUGAGGAUCGCAUCAUUCUUCCUCUGCUGGCCCAAAGGCAGCGGUUCGAGGAAGACGAUUGCCUUCACUACUGUCUGAACAACAAUGUCUAUCCGAUGAAGCACAAGCGGAUGUGUGGGACCCUAAAGAACAGCUCUACAGUUCAAGAAUAG